GGCUGUAACUAAAUGUAAUGGCGUGACACAGUUUAGUAAAAAUGUGAGGAAGAAACCGCGGAGACUCGAAUGUAUGCAAGUAGCAUAUAUGUGUCAUUUCCUGUCCACUAUCUAUCCCAGACCACACGUACACAGGACUUGACAAUAUAGAAGAAAGUUGUCCUUCCCAUUGACUGAAGCGAAGUGAACCGGCACGCAUUAAGCUAAAUGAUCCCGAGACGUAAUCAGCAAGCUUAUUGCCGUCGCAGUGUUGUGAAUUUCAAGGCUCGUGCAUGCUUCUACCUGUCUGAGAUUCUGAGCCAUUGUAAACAUUGAUUCAAAUGGAAUGUUAUUCAUGAGGCCAGAAGGAGUGUGUGCUUUCAGUGCUGUUUGGACAUUCGGAUCUUACUUACUCUCGCCUUUUCUCAGAAGAAAUUGCAAGAGUUGUCAACAACAGAUGAAUGACAUCUAGGAGUAGGAUCCCCACGUGUGGAUUGUGUGUGUUUCAGUGGAGGAAUUUCUUUAUCUAUCUGUUCUUGAUCUAAUGUUUAGUUCUAUAUCUAGUCCAGUGUUUACAAAGCCAGUAUCGGCGUGAGUAUGAGGCUGAUAGAGCGACCCACGAGGAUUUACCUGUGAGAAAACCCAAGCUUGAAAAUUUUGAAAAUGGCAGAGGACAGGGCCUACAUGGCGAACCCUCUUGUAGUAUGGGUGGAAACUUUUCGAGACAAUGACAGCCCUCCUCUCAAGUACAAGGAUUUAUACGAUGGAGUUUUCCUGUGUGAUGUCAUGCAACGGAUUGACCCUCGACCUGCGUACCAGAAUUUACAUAGGGUAGUGGAUGACGACGCCUCUAUUCGACAACUCAACUGGGAUCUGCUCAUCAAGAACAUCCGCGCUUACUAUCUGGAGGUACUGCAACAACUGCUUAUUCUCAAACUUCCCAACAUCCACGCCAUCUGCCGUGAUCCACAUAAAGACUCUAGCUUCGAGGAGAUCCGCAAGGUGCUGCUGCUGGUGCUGGGCUGUGCUGUCCAAUGUGAACACAAGCAGAGCUUCAUCGAGAACAUCAAGCAGCUCGAGAUAGAGGUACAGCAUGCCAUCGUCGAACACAUCAAGGAGAUCACAGAUGACAGCGAGGCUGUCCUCCCCAUCGAGCCACCAGCAGAGCUGGAAGCGUACACGGAGAAGAUGUUCGCACACCUCACCAGGCUGAUCAAGGAGAGAGAUGAUGUUUCAGAGCUGAUGACAGACCUGUCCCAGGAGCGAGACUUCUACCAGUCCCAGGCUGAGGGUGCCGCGGCUCCCAUCAUUCCAACUGUCACCCCAGAGAAACACCAUCUAGCAGUGGAACUCGCAGAGAGCAAAGCCAAACUACGUCGCACCAGACAGGAACUGGAAGAGAAACAGGAACAGUUGUCUGACAUCAAGGAUGAGCUGGAGGACACAAAGGCAUCAAUGGCCAAACUCAGGAACGAGAACCUUGAUCUGACCCAAGACGCGCGGGCAACUCGGGCUCUGAGAGACGAGCUGGAUAUCAUCAAGGAGAAGGCGAGCAAGGUGGACACAUACGAGAAGGAGAUCAGCAAGUACAAGGAGCGGCUGAAUGAGCUGGAGUUCUACAGGGCUCGCAUGGAGGAGCUGAGGGAGGAGAACAACAUCCUGGAGGAGACGAAGACAGUACUGGAGGACCAGCUAGCCAGCAGCCACAAGCGGGUCGAGACCGUACGCGAGCUCGAGAAUGAGCUGCUUAAGUUCCGCGAGCUCACCCAGGAAAUGACUGCUGAGAGAGAUGGUGACCGGGAGAAGAUCCAACAAUUGACUGAAGACAUCUUACGACUGGAAAUGGACAAGAGGAACUCGAUGAAUGAGAGCGCCAACCUCGAACAGGAGCUGCAGGAUGCCAGACACAAGCCGGGAGUUGUAAGUGGCUCCCUGUCCGACCAGCUGAGCGAGACGUCAAAUGCUCGGAUCCUACGGCUGCAGCUGGAGAACCAACAGCUGCAUGAGAAGCUUCAGGAGGCAUCUGAGAACGCGCUGAUCCAGAACACAGCCAUCAACCUGGAGAACGAGAAGGAGAUCCAGAGACUCUCGAAGAAGCUGGAGAAGCUCCAGGAAAGCAACUCCCUGGCGUCCCAGGAAUGUCUGGACAUGGAGGAGCAGAAGGACGAGCUGAGUCGGGAGAAGGAGAAGUUGAUCGUCACCCUGGAGAUGGUGAAGGAGAACAGUGAUCGGCAAGUGCGCGAACUGGAGGCCGAGAACGAGCAUCUCACACAAACCAUUGAUGUUCUCCGGGAACGCAAUGAGAAGUCGAAUGAUGCUCGUAUUAAAGAUUUGGAAAGGGAGAAUCGAAGACUUCAUGAAACUGUGUCGACUAAGAAUGCUAUGCUUUCAAAACUUGAGUUUGAAACAAAACAGUUACACAGGUCUUAUCAAAAGUUGAAGGAAAAUGUUGACACAGUGCCAGAACUGGAGAAUGAAAAUGCAAAACUGGAAAAGGAAAAUUCUGAAAUGCAUAAACAGAUUACAACACUAGAGCUAACCUGUGAUAAACUUAGUACUGUGGAACAAGAGAUUUCUGAUUUAGAUGUGGAGAACAGGAAGUUGACAAAAACUGUGGACACGUUGCAGAAUUCUCUCAGGAAGAAGGAACAGUUAGAGGAACAGAAUAUCAACUUGACAGUGGAAAAUCAGAAACUGCAGAGAAUGUUAGACUCUUUACGUGAUUCCUCAGAGAAAAAUUUCCAGUUAGAAAAUGAUAAGGAUGUGUUAAAUAGAGAAAUACAACAGCUGAAGAAAUCCCUGGAAUCUCAGAAGCAACAUAAAGCGAAACAAGAACAGAUGGAAUUUGAACUGUUAGACAUAGACAACGAAAAUCAAAGACUUCAGAAGUCUCUAGAUAUCACAACUAGGAGGAUGGAACAAUUAGAAAAUGAUAACUCCGAUCUAGAAAAUGAAAAUGAAAAGUUAGCUAAAACAUUAGAAUCAAUGAAAGUGUCAAUCAAAAGGUUAGAAGAGAAAGAGAAAGAAGCUUUGGAGACCGAAACAGAAUUGAGUGAACUGCAAAAAGAGAGGGCAACUCUGGAGAAGGAAAACAAAAAAUUAAGGCAGUCGCUAGAGUUACGUGACUCGUCCUAUGAAGAGCUGACAGCUCGGAACACAGCCAUGGAGCAGCAACACAAGUCUCUGAAGAAGUCGGUGGAGAAACUGAAGGAGACCUGUGCCCGAGUCCGGGACCUCGAGAAGGAGAACAAGGAACUCAUGCAGGAGGUGCACCUGGACAAGAAGACCAUCCCCACACUCAGGGAGGACCUGGUGAAUGAAAAGAUUAAGUCCACCACUCUGUGCAAUGAGUUGGAGACCUUGAAACAUGAGUUGGAGCGGGUUGGCAUCAACCGGGAGAAGCUGGUCAUGGCUGAACAGAUGCAGGAUGAUAGCCGCUACCAGGCGCUGGAGUCAAUGAUGGAGGACGCCUUCAAGAAGAGUCUGGAUUUGAAGGAGCAAAAAAUUCAACUCCUUGAGAGCAGGUUGGAGGAGUCAAAGAGCUGGAACCAGAGGCUGAAUGAGGAGCUGCGAGAGGCACGGCGCGAGGCUGAGAUGCUGAAACAGAGAUAUGAGGAAGAGGAGAACUUCCGGGAGAGUGACAGGAAGAACGAAUCUGUGCGGUCGGAGCAUCACCAUCAUCAUCAUGCCACACAGGACAUCCUGGAUCUCAAGGACCAUCUAGUGCAGGUGGAGAGGACGAAUGCUACACUCAUGUCAGAGAACAGUAACCUGAAAAGCCAGAACACCGUCCUGAAUGACCAGCUUCAUAAACUGGAUGAUCAGAAUCUCAACCUACAGUCCAGGACGUCCUCACUCCAGGAGCAGUUCGUCACCUUGCAGUCUCAAAAUGCCAAGCUCCAGGUUGAAACCACAACCCUCCAGUCCAAGUGUUCCUCUCUCUUCUCACACAACAACGCUCUCCAGAGUCAAAUGUCCACCCUGGAGUCAGAACACGAACUGUUGAUCCAAAACCACGAGGAUCUCCAGACAUCACACGAGUCCUUCGUUUCGGACCAUGAGGCCCUGCAGCAGCUUCAUGAACAACUGACCACGGACUACGAGUCGCUCAUCUCCGAGCAUGGGUCCCUGAAGUCCAUCCACAAGUCUCUGAAGAAUGAGCUGAAGGACCUUCAGGAGCAGCUGGACUCCUUGCUGCAGGGGAAAGAUGAUGUCAACAAGCUGCGAGACAUUCUGGAGCGGGAGAGAGAGCAGCUCAAGUCGGAACUCCGGGCUCUGGGCAAUCUUCAGAUGGACUAUGAUAAGCUACGGGACGAGCAUGAUCGAUUAAGGAGUGGGUAUGAUAAGCUGAGUCAGGAAUAUCGCGGGGUUUUGACUGAUCACAAGCAGCUGAAGAAAGACAACCACACACUGAAUCUGAAGAACACAGAGAUGACAGGCGAGGUCAGGGAAUAUAAGGACACCAUAACCAACAUGGAUAUAGAAAUGCAGAAACUGGAGAACAGGUUUGAUGCCUUGUACCAGGUGAACCAGAAGCUGGAUGAGGAGAACCGGGCAUUGCUGUACCAGGUGCAGCAGCUCCUCAAUCAGAACCAAGACCUCCUCACUCAGGCCCUCAACAGCAAGGACCAACAGCAGGAAGAGCAGAAGUCCUACAUAGAGAAGUUGGCUGAUCUGCGUCGUCAGAAAGAACGUCUUGAGGAGAAGAUCAUGGAACACUACAAGAACAGAUGGGACUCUCCCAAAAAGAACAAGGGUUUUGGUGCUAUGAUAGCCAGGAAGGCCAAGGGAAUUAUUUCUCGGAGACAACGAAGUAAAAGUCGACCAAAUUUGGCAUCGGAGAGUCCAGAGAACUCCACCAUUGGGUCUGUGUCUCAUGGGGAGUCGGGUGACCAGAUCAACGACAGUCGGAAAUCAGACAAGCGAACGAGGCGGUGUAGCGAGGGUAGUGCGCUACUGGCCACGCCCAAACUGGCAAAGCAAAAUAAAAGUCUAGCCAAAUCCACCACUGCUCUCAACUUCACGCAAUCUCCUAAGGAUAGGCCGAAACUCCGAGGUGCAAAAUCCAGUGAGGAUAUCGUGGGUGACUUGUCACACAAUGGGAGCGGGGAGAAGGACUCCAUGUCGUCUGGCAACUCCACACAGCUUCUACCAGGUUUGGGACGCCAAUACCAGGCUGCAGAUGAGGAAGCCGGCUUCAUGCCUCUGUCCCCAAAGUCUCCUGUUGCCCGGCGACCAGGCUCUCCUGGAAGCGAGAUGCUCACCCUGGAACAGUUCCUGAAUGAGGCCAACAAGCAGAGUCCUCCAAAGAAACCAGCAGACCGGAGGAGUCAGGAUGAUGCCGAGUCCCGCAGUACGGGAAGUGCUAGUUCCGACCCCACAAAUCGAGUUAUCAUGAGGAAACCCUCGUCUGUGUCCCAGCAGCAGGACAUGAGUCAUCGCUACAGCAGCCACAGCAGCCACAUACCGGAUGUGGCUGCAUCAGCCCAGCCAAACACAGAUCUGAACAUGUCUAUACUGUCCAGGAUAUCGGGGGGAAGUGCCAACAUUCCGGAAACCUCUCCACCUCCCAACAACCGGCCAGACCUUAAAACAUCUACUCCUAAAGCUAAUACUGAACUUUAUGGUCCUCGAGCCUAUUCAUAUGAAAGAUCAAAAUCUUUGGAGAGUACAAAAUGGCAAAAUAUGCAAAACUCUUCACAACGCCUCCCACCUGAAGAUGUCCGUUCACCUCCUCACACUUAUGCAACUCCUCAGAGAUUGGACGAUUAUAGGGCUCCCCAGGGAGCUGAGACAAGUCUGUUGAACUCGUCCACCAUGUCUUACCAGUACGGUCAACCCAUACCUCAAAUGUCUAGUCCAGAGCCAGUACGUUCUCCUCCUCCACCUCCAGGUGCCAGGCCAUCCCAGAGAGAGCUGCCUCCGACUCCAGUAGAAAGAGUCAAUCUGGCUCCAGCUGAGCGACUUGACCGUCUAACCAUGAUGGGCAGUGCCAGCUCAUCCACUGAUCAAGCCUCUCUACCUGGUCACUAUAGCAACAGACAAAGUCUCAUGGCUGACGGCCGUGGGUACGAUAGAGAGAGCAGCUCCGGACAUUUGAGUCGGGAACCCAGACCACAGCCUCAAGGAGGUAUUCGAGGUCAAUCACCAGCUGCGCCUAGAAAUUACAGGUCUCGUUCUCCAGGAGCAAGUAGUAAUCACUAUGCAACACCAAGCAGACCUUCCUUGCCCAGCACGUCUUCUACAAGCUCCCAGGAGAGAGGGCAGGGAGACAGACCGCCGCCUUAUGGAAGGCCAACAGGAGCGGCAGCACAGUUCCAACACAGAACACACAACCAUAUGGUUCCCAACAAUCGUCCUUCAACAAGCCGUCCUGCAAGUGUUAUGGGUCAUCCAGCAUUCCAGAUUUCAUCUCAGAGUUCCUCCAGGAAUGACCCUAUAUAUUCCACAGUAGAAAAAGUCCGAUCCAGCCGACCAACAACUCUGGAAGGUGGUUCUGGCACAAAGCCUCAUUCAACGGCACCACAGACUAAUGGCCCUUACACUCAGAAUAGCUACACUUCACGGUCGCAAACAGUAGAGAGACCAAAAUCAGUUCCACCACAUCUGUUCAAUCAGAACCUGAACAAUGACUAUCAGUCCUCAUCUCAGAGACGAGGUAAUGUUCCUCCUGUGCCUCCUCCAAGGAGGAGUAGAGAACCAGGGCCUUUAAGCCAGCCAGGAAACACCGUCAGUUUACUUCGUGAACCGGGCAGCCUGGGAUCCCGGCCCUCAACUGAUGGCUCGAAUGUUCCUGGUCCUCAACAACCGUCCAGCAAUCAGAUGGGGUUGUCAGCCACAGCAAGGCUCCUGCCGAACACUGCCCGGCAUCAGACUCCUACUGCCCGUAUACAGCCACAGACCAAAACCUCAUUCAAUAAGGCUGCACAGUCUGUCAGGCCAGUCAAACCCGAAGACCAACCACAACAGAGACCAGACCAGGGUCAGGGUCAAGGUCAAGGACAAGCUCAAGGUCAAGGACAGGGACCGAACAAGAGCUCUGUGUGGUAUGAAUAUGGUUGUGUGUAGCCUUGUGUGUGUCUUUAGGUUUUAUCGAAUACAUUCCAGUUUAUAUGAAGCAAAUGUUUGAACAUAUGUUUAUGUUGAUCUUGCAGUAAAUUAAUAACUUGACUUUCUCAGUUAAUGUCUGUAAAUAAAUCAUAUGCUAUAAGACUGAAACCAGUACUGAAAGAACUAUUCUAGUUACCAAUGCAAUAUCAGGGAGUUGUAAUAAGAAUGCUGUGAUAUGUUUGGCUCCAGAUACCAAAUGCUACAUGUAUAUUAAUUAUUUUAGUACUCGGACAUUCCAGCAUUUAGUGCUCUGUAGAUUUAAGCGUGACCUGACAUGUGUACCAUGCAAGUAUCCAAUUUUUUCAUGAUCGUAUUAGAUGGAAAAACAUUUUACAUGAAAAAGAUGCAUUUUUAACCCUAAAGCAUUGAUGGAUUUUCCCAAUUGCUUCUAUAAUGACCUUGGUUGUCAUCUUGCUUGAUUCAAUCCCACACCUGGCUUUGUUAUAUGUUAAUGCUUUGCAUCUACUAAGUUAUGUCUCAAUGCAAUGGAAAGCUAUGUAAAUCUAAUCAUGACCAUUGUCCAGCUUCGCCUUACAAGAAGCAAUGAUUUUACAGGAUAUUCAAUAAAUUCUCCAAAUUACCCCCAAUGAUGUGUCCAGUCAUACCUAUAGUCACUUAGCAUCUUGCUAGUUUGGCCUCCUUCUAUUCUCAGCGUCCAUCAUUGCUGCUUACUAAUGGGUGCUGGUGUUUUUCUCUCUCCAACAGGCAUCGCAGAUGACUUGAUUUACUGACUGCAUGCUGGGUCUCUGCCCAGGUGCCUCGUCUGGGUGGUCACCAGUUGUCUCCCUUGGAAUGGGUUGUUCAGCAUGUUGGAGUAUCUGUUCUUGUUUUCCCACAGUCGAAGCUUUGUUUACUUUGGUUGUAUUUUUGUUGAUUUAUUUCCCUGUUACACUGUUGAAUUGUUUGUGUUGUGCUCCAUAACCCUUCAUUGUACGUCGGUGUUGUGACUGGUGGCGACUCACACAACACUCAUGUCAAUCCUGCACAGCCAUCUUGAAGUAUGUCUGUGUCGGGUAGGCUGCAGUGGCUUUACAGAUAACCUGGGCGAGUGUUGUGGCAGUGAAUGGUAGUUGACUCAUGCAUGCUUUGGUACUGUGUAAUCUUGUUUCCUGAUAGCUGAAUUUUUGUCCUGUUGCCUGGUAACAUCCUGGUACUCUUGCUGUGCUGCUCUCCUGUUGCCUAACAGUAACUUUCAGAUCCAGAAGAACUGUCAAACAUUUAACCUCAUAUCAUAACCAACAACCUAAUAUUUUAGCCCAAACCUGAUUUGAGUGUCUGGUCCAGGCUUGAUUAUGUACUUAUUAUAUAGCUUGAUUAUUGCUGUUAGACGACAAACCGAACCUGAUUCUGGUUCAUCCAAGCCUCUUUUGCCAAUAGUAAAGGAGUGGGUAACAAGGAUUGACAGCUUUGUUCAGGAACUCUAGGAAUUGGUAACUCUAACAAGAUACUGACCUCUAUUCUCAAGCAGGAGCAGCAGUCUGUCAGACGAGGUUUUAGGCCUCUUGUCAUCCACAUAACCCAGAAAAGAUACAAAUAUGCAGAAAAAUCAAAUUUGAGAAAGAUUUGUUUUACAGUGCUUCUUCUCAUUCUUUAUAUUUGUGGUUCAUCAGCUGCAUGUAACGGAUCUAAAAACAUAGCUACAUGUAACGGAUCUAAAAACAUAGCUGCAUGUAACGGAUCUAACAACAUAGCUGCAUGUAACUGUUCGGAAAACAUAGCUGCAUGUAACAGAUCGAAGAGUAAUCUGUAUUAAACCGAUCUACGAAAAAAGCUGCAUGUAACGGAUAUAAGUACAUAAACAGAUCUAAAAACAUAGCUGCAUGUACUGGAUCUAAGAGUAAAUUGUAUGUAACGAAUCUAAGAACAUAGCUGCAUGUAAUGGAUCCAUGAAACAUAACUAAUGGAUCUAAGUAAUAUGCAUGUUACAGAUCUAAGAACAUAGCUGCAUGUAAUGGAUCCAUGAAAUAUAACUAAUGGAUCUAAGUAAUAUGCAUGUUACGGAUCUAAGAACAAAGCUGCAUGUAAUUGAUUUAAGUGUAAUCUGUAUGUAACAGAUCUAAGUACAUAAACAGAUCUAAGAACACAGCUGCAUGUAAUAGAUCUAAGAAAGAGCUGCAUGUAAUGGAUCUGGAACGUAACUGCAUGUAACGGAUCUAAGGACAUCUGUUGGUGCAAUAUUUGAGUCAGGUCAUCCUCAAUGUAUUAAUAGACUGGCCAGGUUGUGUCCCCGUUCCUCAGUUGCUUUGUGUUGUCAGUCUGGUUUAUUUAUUGUAGUUCCGUGGUUGUGAAGUGUCUAUCUGCAUGACUGCAUAUCCUACCCUGUUUGAAGGAAUGAAUUGUUAGGUCUCUGUAUCCCAUUAUAUCAGUAAUGUUUAGAUAGAUGUGAUUGGGGUGUAACGAUUCACUAAAGAUGUCAAGUUAAGAGAUCAUGUAUUGAUACACACAUAUAUUUAGAUGACAUGUUAACUGGUAUGGCAAUAAAUUUUAAAACCUUUUUCUGUUUUUAUAUACAAGCAUUCACAAGCCACUGCUAUUUUUAUUGAUGUAAAUUAAAAAAGGAUGUUUUGGUCAGGGCUUUUCAUUGUCAUUGAUGAAUAUAGUGUCAAGAUUCCGUGUGUGGUAUUAUGUAUUGUAUCUGACCUCACCAGCAAGAUACCAAUAGUAUCUCAACAAAGUGGAUCGUUACAACCCUACUUAGGAAUAUUAUUGAAAGCAAUAUACAUUUUUAUUCAAAAUAUGGCAUGAAUACUUAAAGUUCUAUGUUCAAGCAUUUGUGAUGGAUCGUGUGUAUUCCGACUGUAAAAUACUUACUCGGCUGUCGGUUCCUCACUGAAGGAAGACAUGGUUUUAGCAAUUCUGUGUAUCCGUCCAAACUUCGUUACCAUCAUGUAUAUUCUCCAUCAUCAUCUAUUGUUCCAUCACCCCUGGCAACCAUUCAAUUCUCUGUUCACCUUGGGGAGAAGCGGCCAUUGUAUCAAAACAGUUUACAGAGAACUAACGUGUGUGUAGAAACUGGAUGGCUUUCAUAAAUUAACUGCAAAUUCUUCCUUCAGCAAUAACCAUUGUUCCCUGCAAUACACCUCAUGUUUUGAAAUAUGUUUGGACUAGUUCUCUGAAAAUGAGGGUUCUACUAAUUUGGGAGUUGGGGUAACAGGUUUGUGUGUGCCUUAAUAACUGUUGUGAAAAUGUGUAUGUGUACUGGGGUUUUCGGUUUGUAAUCCUGAAGUAACCACAUUGGUGAGUACCUGAGGACUGUUCCUAUCUGUAGUGUCUGGUCUGUGUCAGGAGUCCGGUACUGGCCCAAACCUACAGCAAUAUGUUACGUCAGUACUUAGGACAAGGACAGUGAUAGGGUACCAACGUAGAUCAAUAUAUGUAGAUCAUCAAACCUAAAGACCAUAUGGACACACACUCUUAGGAUGCCUACAGAUCUGGUAGAUCUUGUGUGGUGUUGACCUACAGACCUUGUAAACUAACAGACCAUGGACACCCACAAGCCUACAGCAAUGUAACCUACAAGCAUAUAGACCUAGUAGGGACUUAUAAACAUACAGACCAUGUAGACUUACAUCUUGUAGAAUAUUAAUUCUACUGAUCAUUUAGGCCUACAGACAUGAAAACCAACAAAGCGUAUAGACCUAAUGGCUUCUAAACAUACAGACCAUGUCAACUUGUAAUGCAAAACUCCAGUACACAUAAUAAGGGAAUCUUGACAAAAACAAACAGGAAUUUCAUAGAAGAAAUGGUUGUCAUGGUUACAUUGUAUUAUAUCAUUCCUUUUAGAGAUAAAUCACUUUUACCUACCAUCCAGGUAGAUUUGUCAUUAUGUAGAUAGAGUUGUAGAAAUUAAACCAUUACGCAUUUAUUUUGGGAUCAAGUGCCUCAAAUCUUGUGAUAUAAUUUUUAAACAUAUCAUCGACGAACUCUAAGGUCCCAACAUGUAAAUAUUCUUGUAUACUAAAAAUAUUUUCAUGUUCUUUGUAAGAUCAUAUGGAACAUGUUCACCCAUUUGUGUAGAUCUAAUGAACUGAAGCAGGUUUGUGUUCCAGCUACUUGUUAAUAUUUAUGACCAGGUUGUGUAAGAUUUGUAUAAUUAAAUGAAGUCCACAGAG
Haliotis rufescens (red abalone) is the source of this 11201-nucleotide messenger RNA. Its product is annotated as girdin-like. The transcript has 26 exons. Gene Ontology annotation, cellular component: cytoplasm; centrosome. Gene Ontology annotation, molecular function: microtubule binding; dynein light intermediate chain binding. NCBI's taxonomy places the organism in Eukaryota, Metazoa, Mollusca, Gastropoda, Lepetellida, Haliotidae. The record is from RefSeq and is a predicted model, not a curated record. Bases 643 to 7047 code for a protein of 2134 amino acids. Gene Ontology annotation, biological process: cytoplasmic microtubule organization; cytoskeleton-dependent intracellular transport.